Molecule: messenger RNA, 1588 nt
Organism: Polistes canadensis
Lineage: Eukaryota; Metazoa; Arthropoda; Insecta; Hymenoptera; Vespidae
Exons: 5
Source: RefSeq, a predicted model, not a curated record
AUGGCAGCGAAACUAGCGCUCCAAGAGGCGCGGGCUAACACCAUCUCAACUUUGACUGCCAACUCAAAGAACUUCAACACUAUGGACCUCUCAACCGCUAUCGACACAAGGGAGUUGCUUCGCACGGCAUGGUCAAAGUUCGAUGCUGAACACGACCGCAUCGUAUCGUCAUCUCGCGAAACAGCCAUGGAACAGUCCUACUUCAAGGAAAAUCGCUACGAUGCGACCAUGCAGACAUAUCUAGGCGGAGACGGUACUUCCCAACAUCUCAAUACCGAAGUUCUCCAGUGCCUUCUCAGAGUGGAAACCCUUUAUGGAACUGUUUUCCUCAAUGAUCAAGGACAACUCAGACCUCUCACAAGUGGAGAAGCAUAUCAGCUUACGUCUGUCACAUACGGUACGCGCUCGGCUCCUUAUCUAGCCUGUCGCAUUCUUAGACAGCUCGUUGAAGAUGAAGGUCAUAAGUAUCUUCUCGCGGUCAACCCUAUUCUCAAGGGAAGCUAUGUUGACGACAUAUCAGGGGGGGCAGAGACUAUUGAUAAUCUCAAUGCCGUAGCAUCUCAGUUAGAAGACAUGUGCUCCUCUGCCUGUUUACCACUUGACAAGUGGAAAAGUAAUUCUYCUAAYYUCACUCGCACCUCUCKCUCACAGUCUGACAGCUCGCCUGUUCAUUCGUUCGAUGAUAGCACUACCAAGAUUUUAGGCAUCUCCUGGAACUCUCAGAAAGAUGUGUUUUCUUUUCACGGUACCAUCUCUUUCMWUCAAGCUGUCACGAAACGCAUCAUUCUCUCCGAAGUUGCCCAAUUGUUUGAUCCUCUUAGACUCCUCUCUCCGGUAGUGAUCAAAGCGAAARUCCUCAUGCAGCGACUCUGGUUGGAAAAGGCGACCUCAGUACAGGUUCAUGGCUUCUCAGACGCCUCUCAACUUGCUAUGGCAGCAGUUGUAUAUCUCAGGGUGUCGUAUGCUGACUCAUCUUCAGUAGUCAGUUUGRUCUGUGCUAAGACGAAAGUAGCUCCUCUCAAGARGUUGACCAUUCCUAGACUUGAACUCUCAGCAGCGGCUCUGCUAGCCAGGCUGACCGCAAAAGUAAUUAGACUUCUCGACCUCUCGGACGUUCUUACUUUUCUGUGGUCUGACUCUUCUGUGACCCUUGCAUGGGUCAAAACCAAUCCUAUGAGAUGGAAGGAAUUCGUAGGCAAUAGGGUAGCCGCUAUUCACGAGUCUGUACCCCAUGCUCAUUGGWGAWUCAUSYCYGGAAAGCUCAAUCCAGCUGACUGUGCAUCUCGUGGUCUCAGUGCAUCCAACUCAUUGAUCACCCACUAUGGUGGAGUGGUCCACUAUGGCUUUCUCAGUCGCCAGAAUUUUUGCCCUCAUCUGGAGAAGGCAAAAUCGUUCUUGAUACGCGCGACUCAAGAGGCGUAUUUCUCACCAGAAUUGAGAACGUUGUCGGCACAACAAUCUCUCAACAAACGUCACGUUUUGACGCGACUCACCGCCUUUGUCGAUUGUGCUGGAAUUCUCAGGGUUGGUGGACGGCUGCAAAAUUCUCAGCUGGAUGAUGAUAGUAAACAUCCAGCAAUACUACCUC